AUGGCUAAGUCUAACUCUUUGGUUAUUUUAGCCCUUUUCACAAUUCUCUUUGUAAAGGUCAUAGGUCGCAUACCCAUUGACUCAAGAUGGCAGGAUGCACAUGCCACCUUCUAUGGUGACAUAAAUGGUGGCGAAACUAUGCAGGGGGCAUGUGGUUAUGGGAAUCUCUUCGAUCAAGGGUAUGGCCUUGAAACCACAGCACUAAGCACAACACUAUUUAACGAAGGUUAUACUUGUGGUGCAUGUUUUGAGAUCAAGUGUGUCAACGAUCCUCAAUGGUGCAAAACAGACGUGGCCUCAAUCACUGUGACUGCAACAAAUUUUUGUCCCCCCAAUUACUCCAAACCUGAUGGAAAUUGGUGCAAUCCUCCACAAAAACACUUUGACUUAACCAUGAAAAUGUACACAACAAUUGCCAUUUACGAAUCAGGGAUCGUCCCAGUUCAAUAUCGACGUGUUCCAUGUGUCAAAAGUGGUGGUGUUAGGUUUGAGCUUAGAGGAAACCCUUACUUUUUGAUGGUUUUGAUUUACAAUGUUGCGAAUGCUGGUGAUAUUGUACGUGUGGCCAUCAAAGGUAGUAAUUCUGAUUGGGUUCAAAUGAUACAUAAUUGGGGCCAAGUUUGGCAUACUGGACUUAAUUUGGUGGGACAAGACUUGACAUUUUGGGUUACUACAAGUGAUAAAAAAUCUUUGCAGUUUAUUUCUCUUGCUCCUUCCAAUUGGCAAUUUGGACAAACAUAUGAGGGCUCAGUAAACUUUUAG
Messenger RNA from Lathyrus sativus (Indian pea), 762 nucleotides. NCBI's taxonomy places the organism in Eukaryota, Viridiplantae, Streptophyta, Magnoliopsida, Fabales, Fabaceae. The record is from the annotation of a GenBank genome assembly.